Molecule: messenger RNA, 924 nt
Organism: Mesocricetus auratus (golden hamster)
Lineage: Eukaryota; Metazoa; Chordata; Mammalia; Rodentia; Cricetidae
Product: rhox homeobox family member 2-like
Exons: 4
Coding region: 122-772 (216 amino acids)
Molecular function (GO): DNA binding
Source: RefSeq, a predicted model, not a curated record
GUUGAGGCCCCAAAAGACAACCCUUCCGGGUCAAGCGUCAGAGCUGUCUGGAGCCGGAACUGUGAGGACGGAGAUUUGGGAGCUUCUGAUCUCGGGUCUGAUAUCACGAAAGAUUCCCGGUAUGGAGAGUUGCCAAGAAGAUCGCCACGGUUCCGACAGGAUGCUGGGUCUGGGAGCUGAUGAGGACCGAGAACAGCAGCAUGGUGGGAAUGCAAUGGUCUUGAAGGCCAGAGAGGAAGGGGGCAAGAAUGGGCUUGUAGAGAGCAAGCCUGCUCAGGGUGAGCUUGACCAGGGCGACCUUGCUCCAGGCAAGCUUGCUCAAGAAGAGCCUACUCAGCUCAUUCUUGCCCAGGAAGCCACAGGAGUGGCAGAGGAGGCAGGAAUCAAAGAAGCAAUGGGAGGAGGACAUGCUGGCGAUGGUAGCUUUGGCCCGGUGGACAGCGGGGAAGGUGGCCAUGGCAGCGGUGCUCAGCAGCAGCCCCAGCAAGAGGCUGCGAUGCCUGAGGGCAGCAAGAGUCUACGGGCUGGGAACAGGCAGCCUCUGCAGCGCCGCACCAGAUUCACCCUGUCUCAGCUGCAGGACCUGGAGCAUCUCUUCCAGGAGACUCGCUACCCCAGCCUGCGAGCAAGGAAGGACCUAGCAAGAUGGAUGGGCGUGUCAGAAGCCGAUGUGCAGGAUUGGUUUAGGAACCGGAGAGCCCUUUUCAGGAGAAAUAAUAGACUAUCCAUGCUGAGCGAUCUUAUACAUGAUUCCCAGAACGACGAUGCCUGAAGAUAUUGAAGCCAGCACUUGAGUGCCAUCCCUGCCCAGGAGACAGAAGUCCUGGAGCCUGUCCCUGCCCCCAGUGUCUCGGCUACCCAUACUGGCCAUGACAACCUUUUCUUCCCUGAAAUCUUUUCUGCAAUAAAGUGCUGGAUUGUCGA